UCGUCUAAAAUGGCGGCUGAGGUCAGUGCUCCUUCUCAGGGUGAGCUCGAAGAGGAUUUUCUCGAAGAAAGGUUGUCGAAACCUAUCAUUUACUCACCUGAAGUGGAAGAAGCUAUUUCGCAGGUGUUUAAGAGUGAUGAUCCACUGGACAGUAAAGAUUUUAACCCAGUGGACUAUAUAAAUUCCAUUUUUCCAACUGAACAGUCCCUUGCCAAUAUAGAUGAUGUUGUCAAUAAGAUGAGACUGAGAAUCAGGGGUCUUGAUGAAGAAAUUAGAACAGUUGUCAGAGGACAGACUAACAUUGGCCAUGAAGGAAGACAGGCACUUGAUGAAGCUCAACAGGCAAUUCAACAGUUGUUUGCAAAAAUCAUUGACAUCAAAGAAAAAGCAGAUAAAUCAGAACAAAUGGUGAAAGAAAUAACAAGAGAUAUCAAGCAGCUAGAUCAUGCAAAGCGACAUUUGACAAGCUCCAUUACAACUCUUAAUCACCUCCAUAUGCUAGUGGGCGGAGUUGACUCUCUGAUGACUUUAACCAGAAAGAGACAGUAUGGAGAGGUAGCCAAUCUUUUACAAGGAGUUGUCAAUGUUUUGGAACAUUUCAAAAAGUACUUCGGGAUUGCACAAAUACGGCAACUAGCAGACAAGGUGAAACAAAUACAAAGUGAACUUGGCACACAGAUAUUGGCAGAUUUUGAAGAGGCUUUAUCUGUGAAAGGGGUUAAGCCACCAGCAGGACCUAACUCACAACUAGCUGAGGCAUGUCAAGUGGUAAAUGUUUUGGAUCCUAAAGUAAAGAAUGAGUUGCUCACAUGGUUUGUCAAACUUCAACUUGCAGAAUAUCAGCAGCUUUUCAAUGAGUCAUUUGAAGUUGCAUGGCUUGAUAAAAUUGACCGCCGGUAUUCCUGGUUGAAGAGAGCGCUGGUUAAGUUUGAUGAAGACUUUCAGGGGACAUUUCCAUUUGAAUGGCUUGUGGAGGAGAGAAUCAGUGAAGAAUUCUGUAAAAUUACCAAGAAAGAUUUGUCAAAAAUUAUGACAGUAAGAGUACAAGAACUUGAUGUCAAGCUGUUGUUGUUUGCCAUCCAAAGAACAACAACCUUUGAAAGUUUAUUGGCUCAGAGGUUUGUUCAGCAUGGCUAUGAGGAGAAAGGAGAACCAAAGGAGAAAGGAGACAAGCCAAAACAGUCCAAGUUCUUAGGAAUUAUUUCAAGAUGCUUUGAGCCACAUCUUCAUAUUUACAUUGAAUCACAAGAUAAAAACCUAUCAGAAUUGAUGGAUAGGUUUGUUCAAGAUUUCAAGUCCCAGGGCAUCCCUAUGGUGGAAGGAGAUGGAAGUAACGUUGUAUUUCCCAGCGCCGGUGAACUGUUUGUGUUUUACAAAAAGUGUAUGGUACAAUGCUCUCAGCUCAGCACCGGGCCCCCUCUGCUCUCGCUCACUGCAGCAUUCCAGAAGUUUCUUAGAGAGUAUGCUACCAGAGUACUCAAUAACCAUCUCCCAGUAAAGAGCACAGGUGGCUUGGCUAGCAUCUUGAACAAUACUGGUGAAGUGAAAUUCAGCAAAGAAGAGCAAAGUUUGACUUGUUGUAUUCUUUGUACAGCUGAUUAUUGUCUGGAAACAACUCAACAGUUGGAGGAGAAGUUAAAGGAGAAAGUGGAUCCUGAGUUAGCGGAGAAAAUUGACCUCAAUGGGGAACAAGAUGUAUUCCAUAGCGUCAUUUCAAACUGUAUCCAGCUGCUUGUACAGGACUUGGAGAAUGCUUGCGAUGCGCCCUUGACAGCAUUGAUAAAGGUCAAUUGGCAGAGCGUAGAGGCUGUGGGAGACGAGAGCUCAUACGUGACAGCCAUUUCCAAUCACCUGAAGGAAGCCGUACCACUCUUACGCGAUUACCUGUCCUCAGCAAGAAAAUACUUUACUCAAUUUUGCGUAAAGUUUGUCAAUUCUUUCAUUCCACGGUUCAUCAGCAAUUUGUACAAAUGCAAACCAAUCAGUACAGUUGGUGCUGAGCAGCUGUUACUGGACACUCACUCUCUCAAAACAAUUCUCCUCGAUCUCCCUUCCAUCGGCUCCAAAGUGCAAAGGAAGCCUCCAGCAAGUCAAUGUUCUCUGCCAAAAGUAGUUAUGUCCCCACACGAUCCUGCGGUUGGAUUUGUGGACAAUUAUAUAAAGUUACUUGCAGAUACAGAUACUUCCAACUUCCAAAAACUACUGGACAUGAAGGGUUUAAAACGCAGCGAACAACACAGCAUGCUGGACCUAUUCCGCUCUCGUCUCCCCUCCCCUCCGGCAGGUAGUGCACCCGGGGAGUCUACGACCGUUCCGUCCCACACCGCAACCGAGCAGGAGUCGAGUAGAAUAAAGAAACUUGAGAGACUGAUCAAAAAGCCGUUCUAGACCGACACGUUAUGCUAUUUCCUUAGUGAAGAAAAGUACGCGCGGGCUACACGCCUUGGAUGCUUCUAUCAAACUUACUCAGUUGGCGCGUAAAAUGUAGGUUUUUUUCGUGAUGAACUUGAUACGGAACUAACAAAGAUAUUUUUAUUGAUAAUGAUAUUGUUAAUGAUAGUUUUAAUGGACCCUUUCUCUAAUGGGGAGAAUUGAUGGGGGCUUACUAAAAAAAAAAAAAAAAAGUUUUGGUGUAUGUUGCUUCUCACGAGAUAUGUUAAAGUGAGAUUUAAGAAAUUAUUCCUUUUAACCAUUCUGAAUGAUUACAGCAACACGAAUCAGCUGUAUUGUCGCUACCACAUGUUCGUAAAGCAUCGCAAAAGCAUGUGACUUAACGAAACAAAUUGUUUCUGGUACUUCGAUUGGAAUUGUUCAAAGUGGCGGGAAAAUAUAAGGGCCGCUUAUUUACACGAGGUCUAACCAAAACCACGGUUAUAACGCAGUCUGUGAGCCUCAGGCUUUCUCUAUAAGAGAAUUUAUUUCAUUAAAUUAAUGUCUUUUCACUGUUAGCUUUCGCCCUUCUUGACGCUGUUCACAAUAAUAAAUGUUCAGAUAAAUGG
Stylophora pistillata is the source of this 2999-nucleotide messenger RNA. Its product is annotated as vacuolar protein sorting-associated protein 53 homolog. The record is from RefSeq and is a predicted model, not a curated record. Lineage: Eukaryota; Metazoa; Cnidaria; Anthozoa; Scleractinia; Pocilloporidae. Gene Ontology annotation, cellular component: GARP complex. Gene Ontology annotation, biological process: retrograde transport, endosome to Golgi.